AUGAUACCUGAGUCCUCUAUCACCGCCGACUACGCCUUGGCCUCCCAAGAGCGCGACAGACUGAUUCUGCGAGAAGACUUCAUUAGCGACGACAAAGUGCCUUCGUCCAGAGAUCCUAGUACAGUCUUGCGCAACCAUAGCAAGCUCACCAGGGAAGACAAACUCGCUCUCAUCGAACAUGCCCAAGAAUACGCAUGGGUUCUUGUUCACCAGCGAGGGCAAGCUAGCGCAAACUCGAAGAAGCUUUUGAAGAGGUUUCACGCCAAGAUAUUCCUCCAUUGGUCGACUGCUCAGAAGAGGAAUCGUUACCCGUCACAUAUUCCUCGCUUGAGCACAGGGGUUCCUGUAGGAUCCUUAAAAAAGACUUUCUCCAAUGACGCUGCCAAGGAUGCCACACGAAAGUGUGAUGAGCCUGCUUACUUACGAUUAUUCGUCAAUGAAAACGCUGAGUCCAUAGAGUGGACUUGGCACAACGGUCAGGGACUGGCUUUUACUCCGGAGCCUAUUGAAUUCGAGCCAGGCCUCACUGUCACUCAGGCCAAGAUCAAUGCUAUUCACAACUACGACGACCAUGAGCGACAACGAGUAAGUUCCUACAAUAUUCAACGCAUCACCUGUGCUACACGUAGGAUACUAGUCAAGUGGGCAGCUGGUGGAAGUAAGAUCCCGCCCAAGGUUAAACCAGAAGACAGGGACAGCAAAAUCCAGCCACUUGUAGUUGCAUCCGACCUUGCAUAUUCUAUGGCCAUAGAGUACUCUCAGAUUGUUAAAGACAUGAAUGGAGAAAGCUAUGUAGGAACUGGCGACCCUGACAGCAACUGA
Molecule: messenger RNA, 822 nt
Organism: Fusarium musae
Lineage: Eukaryota; Fungi; Ascomycota; Sordariomycetes; Hypocreales; Nectriaceae
Exons: 2
Coding region: 1-822 (273 amino acids)
Source: RefSeq, a predicted model, not a curated record